CCGGAGUGUGUGGACCUCCCCCCGGGGGUCGCUUCAGGCGAAAUCUGUCAGUCUUUUCAGUUUUUCAGCGUUUUGUGCUGCGUUUUCUUCUUAGGGCUGAGUGUUUACCGCGGGACAAACUUGAAACGUGUUUGUGACGAUGGUGGAGACUUUGUAGCAGAAGCGGCGUUUGAAGUGUUUCAGCCAAACCCUCUAAAGAAUGGCUGGAGAGGCAGUGCUGAGGAGGGGAGUGAGCUGGGUGAAGCAGUCCGCACACAGAGCUCCAAUCUUUGGGCAGAGCUCGGCCGUGGAGGGUCUCUGUGGAGCCUCGGGCUUGAGCUCAGUCCGGGGCCCUCAGGCAUGUGCCUACAGAUUUGCCACUGUGGGAGCUUCUUUCAACAGCUGUUUGGUCUUAAACGGAGGAGGGAAAAUGGCACAAUCUUCCAGACAUGGCUCUAAAUGUGUAAAAUACUCCAGGACUCUUCCACUGGUCCAAACUCAAACCAGAGCUCUGAACCAGGACGGUCCUAACGUAGGCCGACUGUCUGCCGAGGAUCUACAGAGAGCCAGAGGGACCAAGAUCUACAAGCCUCACAAACAAGUGCUCAGUGAAAAAGCCAGAGAAAGAAAAGUUCCUGUCACUCGUUUGGGAAGACUGGUCAACUUUGGAGGACUGGCAGUUGGACUUGGCAUCGGGGCACUCACAGAAAUGGCCAAGAAGUCUUUUAAACCACAACAACAAGGGGAUAAGAGGCCUGUUCUGGACUCUAACCCGUUCCUGAAUGAAGCAAAUGCAGAGAGAAUCGUCAGCACUCUGUGUAAAGUGAGAGGAGCCGCUCUGAAGCUCGGACAGGUGCUUAGUAUCCAAGAUGAUGCAUUCAUCAGUCCACAGUUGGCCAAGAUCUUUGAGCGAGUUCGUCAGAGCGCAGACUUCAUGCCCACCAAACAGAUGAUGAAGGUCAUCAGUGGAGAGCUGGGUCCAGACUGGAGGAGUCGUCUUCAGUAUUUUGAGGAGAAACCUUUCGCUGCAGCUUCUAUCGGACAGGUGCAUCUGGGCAGACUCCACGACGGCAGAGAGGUGGCCAUGAAAAUACAGUAUCCAGGAGUGGCUCGGAGCAUCAACAGUGAUGUGAGAAACAUCAUGGCAGCUCUAAGUUUAAGCCGCGCUCUGCCUGAAGGUCUUUUUCCUGAGCACCUCAUCGAGGUCAUGAGUCGAGAACUGGCUUUGGAAUGUGACUACGUCAGAGAGGCCGAGUGCGCAAAGAAGUUUAAGGAGCUGUUGAAGGACCACCCGUUCUUCUAUGUUCCUGAUGUGAUCGAGGAGCUGAGCAGUCGGCAGGUCCUGACUCUGACUCUGGUUCCUGGAUUUCCUCUGGACAAAGCCUCAGAUCUGGACCAGGGUCUUAGAAACCAGAUCUGUGAGCAGAUUCUGACGCUGUGUCUUCGGGAGCUGUUUGAGUUCAGGUUCAUGCAGACCGAUCCCAACUGGUCCAACUUUUUCUUUGACCCUCAAACGCACAAGGUGGCUCUGUUGGAUUUCGGAGCGUCUCGGGGUUUUGAUAAGAGCUUCACUGACACUUACAUAGAGGUGAUAAAAGCAGCUGCAGACCAGGACAGAGACAGGGUCCUGCACAAAUCCAUAGAAAUGAAGUUUCUCACAGGAUUCGAAACAAAGUCCAUGUCCAAGGCUCACGUGGACGCCGUUAUGAUUCUGGGAGAGGCUUUUUCUUCUGAUGAACCGUUCGACUUCGGGACCCAGAACACUACCGAGCAAAUACAUUCUCUAAUUCCCAUCAUGCUUCGGGAGAGGCUGACUCCACCCCCCGAGGAAACCUAUUCGCUGCACCGCAAAAUGGGCGGAUCCUUCCUGAUCUGCUCCAAACUCAAGGCAAAGAUACGCUGUAAAAAUAUGUUCCAAGAGGCGUAUCAAAACUACUGGAGGGACUCUACCACCAAUGCAACCAAAUGAAACUCACUUUACUAGAAGCGUAUACUUUUCCAUCCAAAACCUGUGCAACUGAUUUCUAAUUUCAGAUAUUUUUUGCGGGGGUUUCAGCAGCGGUCAUCUGGACUUGAACUCGGUAGAUUUAUCUUUAUCUGGAUUUACGCAGUUCCUUGAAAUUUGAGCUCAAUGGUUCAUUUUCUAUUCAUUUUUUCCAUAAACCUUUCAUAAAAUUCUAAUAAGAGUUCAAAGGCGUCACUACUUGCCAACCAGCUACGUGCUAACCAGCUACGUGCUAACCAGCUACGUGCUAACCAGCUACGUGCUAACCAGCUACGCGCUAACCAGCUACGCGCUAAUCAGCUACGCGCUAAUCAGCUACGUGCUAAUCAGUAUUAAGUCCAAAAAGUAUAAUCAAAACUGUGAAAUGUUAAACAAAGUGGUUUAUAAAGUUUCAGAAACAGAUUUUAAAUCAAAGUACAGGUCUUGUGACAUUAGUUCCUCAGGGCUCAUCAGCCCCGAGCAGCUUUCAAACUUCUAAUACAAUUUUUUUUAUUUUUUUUUUUAUAAAGUCUGAUAAGAAUGAAUGAGAAAUUUGGUUUUGGACGGUGUGUCCAAACGUAGACGAUAAAACACCAUACAGCACCAUAUGAUAAUAUUGAAACUUCCACUGACACAGAGCAGGAGCGUCCCAGAAAUGUUUUUUAAAUUUACAGUUUCAUUCAAAACCAUGAGCUUCAAUAAAUGCCACAGAAGUCAUUCACUCAAUCCUCUGCAGCUCAAAUCUUAUCGUGUCACAUAAAAACAGCAAAAAUCUCACCACUGCUGCAAGAAGUUACACAGAUGAGAAAUACUGAGGCUCAAAUUACACUGUUCCAACUUUUAUUUAGUGAACCACGAGUCCAUAUAGUGAUUAUCAUGAAGGGUUUAUCCAAACGACCUCUGCUGAAACCUCUACACACUGCAGGGUUUUCUAAAUGUAGGUCAUUGGGUCAGAUACUUGAAAACCGAUCUCUAAUAGAGAGCGGGACUCAAAUGUAUUGAAACUAACUUUAAAGGUGCACCGUGUAACUUUUACAGAAGGUCUGCCACGUUCUUGUCUCCAUAGAAAUGUUAUUUGCUUUGACCUGAAUGUUUCACCGAAUGGAAUACCGAAUAUAUAUGUUGGAUUUAUUCAGGUUUUAUUGAUAAAGAAGUGCCUUUACAAUCCUGCAUUCUUACUAUGACUGGGGUCGCCUCUCCGCAGAUCUGAUCUGUAACAUGUCCUGGCAAUAUCAACUUCUUCUUUGAGAGAAGUUUAAUGCCGU
Messenger RNA from Periophthalmus magnuspinnatus, 3228 nucleotides. RefSeq names its product coenzyme Q8A, genome duplicate b (gene coq8ab). Gene Ontology annotation, biological process: ubiquinone biosynthetic process. The transcript has 15 exons. Gene Ontology annotation, molecular function: kinase activity. The record is from RefSeq and is a predicted model, not a curated record. The coding region runs from base 200 to 1948 and encodes 582 amino acids. Gene Ontology annotation, cellular component: extrinsic component of mitochondrial inner membrane. Lineage: Eukaryota; Metazoa; Chordata; Actinopteri; Gobiiformes; Gobiidae.